AUGGUUGUGGACGGCAAGAAGGUACACUCGAAGACUUCAACGUUCUUUGAUGUGCACAACCCUGCGACAGGAGAGCUCAUCGCUCGGACCCCGCAGUGUACUCAAGAGGAGCUGCAGUCAGCUGCGGAGUCAUCUGCAGAAGCCUUCAAGGCGUGGAGACGGACGCCGCCAAGCACCCGUGCACGUGUGAUGCACAAGCUUGAGGGCGCGAUCCGCGAUAACACUGAAGCCCUUGCACAAGUGCUUACGAAGGAGCAGGGCAAGACAAUCGCUGAUGCAAAAGGCGACAUCUUCCGUGGCCUGGAGGUUGUCGAAAUGUCUUGCAACAUCCCUUCAAUGAUUCAGGGUGAGACUUUGGCGAACGUGGCGAACAGCGUGGACGUGCACUCGUACAGAGUCCCGCUGGGCGUUUGCGCAGGAAUUGCUCCCUUCAACUUUCCCGCGAUGAUUCCUCUGUGGAUGUUUCCGCCAGCAACAACAGCUGGCAACACAUUUCUAUUGAAACCAUCAGAAAGAGUGCCUCUUUCAGCUGUUAUGCUGGCUGAGAUGGCCAAUGAAUGCGGGUUGCCACCAGGCGUCUUGAACGUGGUUCAUGGUGGCCAUGACACCGUGAACUUUUUGUGCGACAAUGCCCACGUAAGGGCUGUCUCUUUCGUGGGUGGCAAUGCAGCAGGAGCCCACAUCUACGAGCGUGCAGGCAAGAACGGAAAGCGAGCCCAGUGCAACUUGGGAGCUAAGAACCAUGCAAUCGUGCUGCCUGAUGCAGAUCCUGAGAGCGUUGUGAACCAACUGGUAGGCGCAUCUUGUGGAGCAGCCGGCCAAAGGUGUAUGGCCACCAGUGUGGCUGUGUUCGUGGGUACUUCAAAGGAGUGGAUCCCAAAGAUUGCGGAACAAGCAGCUAAGCUCCGCGUUGGGCCGGGAGAUGAUGGUUCCACUGAUGUUGGGCCUCUGAUCUCAGCGCAAGCCCAGCAACGUGUGGAGCAACUCAUCCAGUCUGGCAUGGAUGAGGGUGCGCGACUAUUGCUGGACGGACGAAAGCCCUCCCUCCCAGACGUCAACAAGGGCGGCUACUUUGUUGGGCCCAGCAUCUUUGCCGAGGUGAAGAAGGGCAUGCAGAUUUACGACAACGAAAUCUUUGGCCCCGUGCUGUGCUGCGUCGAGGUCGACUCGUUUGAUGAGGCCAUCCGGUUCGUGAACGAGAACCCCUACGGCAAUGGCACUGCCAUCUUCACCCGCAGCGGCGCGGCAGCGCGCAAGUUCACCGAUGAAAUUGAAGCGGGACAGGUUGGCGUCAACGUUCCCAUUCCGGUGCCGCUGCCUAUGUUCUCCUUCACGGGCAACAAGAAGUCCAUCCUGGGAGAUUUGAACUUCUAUGGCAAGGCGGGCGUCAACUUCUUCACGCAGCUGAAAACAGUGACCUCUGCCUGGAGGGACGACAGCUACAUUGAGAGGCUCAGCACAGCUGGAGUUGGCGCGCAGUGA
Messenger RNA from Symbiodinium pilosum, 1482 nucleotides. Lineage: Eukaryota; Dinophyceae; Suessiales; Symbiodiniaceae. The record is from the annotation of a GenBank genome assembly.